ACAAUGAACGUCAUUAUUAAUACGGUAGUUGAAUUAAGUCUUAUAUUGAAAACGUGUCCUCAGUUGGAGUCCGGUCAAAAACGAAAACGGACCGCAUUCGAAAUGUAUAACAACUUCGGACGUAUUCAUAAAAAGGUUUUUCCUUGUAAACUUUAUAUAUUCACGGAAUAUGAAAUUAACUUUGUCAAAACCGAGUAUAUUAUUAAUUAUGAUUUCAAGAUAUUUCUUCCCAUAUGCCCUUAGCGCCAGCCAAUUUUUUAUAACUCCCGUCGAGACACUUCCUAGGAGACAUUUUGUAAUAGCAGCUCAUGACUGUUUCAUAAAACUUUUAACAAACCACUCUGCCAAGACUCAAAAUAGCGCAAUGCUGGAACCGUCUGAAUAAUUUUCUCCGAACCGUUUGGGCAUCUUCACCACUCAGGUUAACUAUCAUAUUAUAUUAACCAAGUACUGUGUUUACGCAGCUAACCGUGUAAAUUUAUCGUUUGUUAACUAUGACUGGCCAAAAGUAAACACACGAAGAGAGAAAAUUUACAACAAACAACUCGAGGAAACCAAUUACCAUUAUGUAAUAAAUUAACAAAAAUGUGUGACUUGGACGUUAAUUGUCCAAAUCAAGCAAGUUUAGCUUGUUAUAUAAAUGCAAUAUACAGAGCUAUGAUAAUGGUCUCUAAUCCGGACUUUGACAGCAUUACUGAAUAUAUUAUGAAAAACUAUUGCAACGCGGACAAGCCCACCAUUAUGUGUGUAAUGAACGCGUUGCUAGAAAAGCAAGCGCUGAAAAUCAGAACUGAAAGUUGUUACGAGCUGUGUGACAGCGUCACGACCAGAGACAACGAGGAGCCAGCGCAGCGUGAGGAUGACCUAGAAAUCAUCGUACAAGAUACAGAAUGCGAACAACAGGCUUCGACGUGUCGCGACAGGCAGCCAGUGACAGAAGAGACGUCAAGCCAAUGCGAUCCGAAACGUCAGAGGUCGUUCACGUGCGUUGUAUGCAAUCAAAAGUGUUCCUGUGCUUGCGAAUUGAGUAAGCACCGACGUCAACAGGGCCACAACAACAAACGACGGCGCCAUCAGUAAAAUUUUUCCUCGGUAGAUAGUAAACGAUUGCUCUUUUUUUAUGACGACAUUGAAAGGAUUUUUGAAGAAGUAUUUCAAUUGGCAAUCAGUUUCAACAAAUAAAAAAUGUGUACUUAGAAUUUGUGUUUUUUUUAAUUUAAUUGUUAAACAUUCAAAUCGAGGCGUGUUUAAUAAUAAUAAUUAUCUCCUGUUAUAGAUCAAUUAUAUGUACUACUAAUCAUUUGAAAUUGUCUCUUAGUUUCGCUACUGCAUUCGAUUUAUUUCAAAUUAUUAACGCAUAUUUUAAUAACAAUGUUAACCCUAAAUUGUAAUCAAUAUUACUGAGAAAGUAAUAUGAGCCUGUUAAUAAUAAUUAAUAAU
Messenger RNA from Daktulosphaira vitifoliae (grape phylloxera), 1440 nucleotides. RefSeq lists its product as uncharacterized. The transcript has 4 exons. Lineage: Eukaryota; Metazoa; Arthropoda; Insecta; Hemiptera; Phylloxeridae. The record is from RefSeq and is a predicted model, not a curated record. Bases 586 to 1080 code for a protein of 164 amino acids.